Molecule: messenger RNA, 1053 nt
Organism: Cynara cardunculus var. scolymus (artichoke)
Lineage: Eukaryota; Viridiplantae; Streptophyta; Magnoliopsida; Asterales; Asteraceae
Product: NAC transcription factor 56-like
Exons: 3
Coding region: 1-1053 (350 amino acids)
Biological process (GO): system development; regulation of DNA-templated transcription
Molecular function (GO): DNA binding
Source: RefSeq, a predicted model, not a curated record
AUGGAGAGUACAGAUUCGUCCACGGGAUCUCAAUUACCGCAGCUCCCACCAGGGUUCCGAUUCCAUCCCACCGACGAAGAGUUGGUGGUUCACUACCUCAAGAAAAGAGUCGCCUCUGCUCCUCUUCCAGUUGCCAUCAUCGCCGAAGUUGAUCUCUACAAGUUUGAUCCAUGGGAGCUCCCAGGUAAGGCGACGUUUGGGGAGCAAGAAUGGUAUUUUUUUAGCCCGAGGGAUCGGAAGUACCCAAACGGAGCUCGGCCGAACAGGGCGGCGAAUUCUGGGUACUGGAAAGCUACGGGAACCGAUAAGCCGGUGAUGACGUCUGGUGGAACACAGAAAGUUGGUGUGAAGAAAGCUUUGGUUUUCUAUGGAGGGAAGCCACCAAAAGGGGUUAAAACCAACUGGAUCAUGCAUGAAUAUCGACUUGCUGAUAACAAAACAAUCUCCAAACCCCAUGGCUGCGAUCCCACCAAACAAAAAGGAUCCUUAAGAUUAGACGACUGGGUUUUAUGUCGAAUCUACAAAAAGAACAAUAUGCAGAGACCGAUGGAUAGCGAUGGUGGCGAUCAUCAACACAACAUUACCGGGAUGCUAGCGUCUAUACCGCCGUCGAUCUCUCUUGCCGGCACCGGCCACCACGGAACUAUUAUCCGGCCGACAGCAGGUCAUGUAGGGUAUAACACAAUGCUGGAGAAUCAUGAACAUAACCUCAUGUUUGAUACUAGAAUAAACUCGAACGACACCGAUAUCAACACCAACGUUAACACCUCUAAUCUUCUUCCGGUGAAACGAUCCUUGCCGGCACUUUUCUGGAACGAAGACGGCGGCACCAGCGGCGGCAACACAGGUAAUAACUCAUCAUCUACAUACACAAAAAGGUUUCUCACAGAAAGUAAUAGUGAUGUUAGUGUUAUGGCGGCCACAAGAACCACAGAGGAAAACAGUGGUUCCAUAGCCAGUUUACUUAGUCAGCAGGCAAUGUUGGGGUCUCUUGAAGAUGGUGUUUUCCGGCAACCGUAUCAGUUGCCGGCGGGAAUGAAUUGGUACUCGUAG